AUGGCUUCCAGAGAUAAAUUCAAGAAGAGGGAGUACCCAGCUCCGGACAUGGCUACAAUUCUGAAGGCCACAACCACUGUCAAGGCGAGGCCCCUGAAGCUGGGGUCCAGUGGGGCCAAGGAGGUCCAAGACAGGGUGGAACGCCUUUCCAAGGAUAGCACACCAAAGGCUUCCGAAGAGGGGGCUCCCCAGAGGCAGGAGAAGCUAAAAGAGCCUCGGGGGAAAGAGAAAGUCCCGGAGGAGGCGAAGAGGAGGAAGCUGGUGCACAUCACCAGCUCGUCAGGGAAAUUUGGGACAUCAGUGUCCCACGAGGCUAAAUCAACAGGCGAGUCGAAGCUUCUCGCAUCUGCUUCCAAAGCUAUCAAAAUAGAGAUGGUCAGAGAGGCCGAGGCUGAGGAGGCCAGAGAGGACGCUGCGAAGAGAGCCGCUAAGGAGGAGGCAGCAAAACAGAAGCCUGUUCGAGAGAAGGGGAAGUCUCCAAGCUUCCUAGCUGGAAGGGAGGAGACCUUGGCCCCAGCCUUGUUGCAUGCCUCCUCCUGCGAUGCCACCGACCUGACGAGGGCUUUGGUGAGCCAAAGAGUUAGAACCUUUGGCCUCGCACUUGAAUACAGGGAGGCCCUGAGUGAUUUUCAGACAAGGACCCAGUCUUCGGAGGAGAAGACGGCCUCCCUCGCAGAGGAGUUGAAGGCAGCUAGAGCCGAGGCGAAAGAAGUCAGGGCCCAAAAACUUGAAGAAUUGACCAAGCUAGAGUCUGCCUUGGCCCAAAUUGAGGCUUUGAAGAAGGAGGUUUAUGAGUCGCAGUGCGAGGUGACCUCCCUGACAAAGAAGGUGGAGGUCUCCAAUGAGCACCAGAAAGUGACCGCCGAGGCCCUGGAGAAGGCAAAUCUCUCCUUGGCGGGUGCCCAAGAGGCUUACCAGUUCUUGGAAACCCAAAUCAAGUGGUCUGAAUUCGUGGACGAGGUACCUCAGACCCCUGCUGAGGAGGUGCAGGGUAAUGAAGUAGCUGAGCUAGAGGAGAUAAAUGUCGAUGCUCAAGUUGCCGAAGCCCCAAGUACUGAGGCUCCUCCCCCGUCUACCCAGGCUUAG
Molecule: messenger RNA, 1086 nt
Organism: Olea europaea var. sylvestris
Lineage: Eukaryota; Viridiplantae; Streptophyta; Magnoliopsida; Lamiales; Oleaceae
Exons: 4
Coding region: 1-1086 (361 amino acids)
Source: RefSeq, a predicted model, not a curated record